This is a messenger RNA of Bombina bombina (fire-bellied toad), 765 nucleotides long. RefSeq names its product galectin-4-like. The transcript has 5 exons. Bases 165 to 542 code for a protein of 125 amino acids. NCBI's taxonomy places the organism in Eukaryota, Metazoa, Chordata, Amphibia, Anura, Bombinatoridae. Gene Ontology annotation, molecular function: carbohydrate binding. The record is from RefSeq and is a predicted model, not a curated record.
CUUGUCGCUACCUGCCCAGGGCACACCUAGCAGCCAGGGAGACGCUGAGAGAACACAAAAAAUAACACAGGGAUUGGUGAUGAAUCUACCUCACUAACAUAUCUCUGUGUACCCUGCAGCCCACACCAUACACCUUGGAGAUACCUAGGGGUCUGCAUGCAGGAAUGAAUAUUUACCUUCAGGGGACCAUUCCUACUCACCAUGAGAGUUUUACAUUACGCUUCUCUAUGGGUCAACAAGAAGGUUCAGACGUUGCCUUCCACAUGAAAGCUUGCUAUGAUGGCCGUGAUAGGGUUGUCUUCAAUUCAUAUGAGGCUGGGGCAUGGAUGGAAGAAGAGCUAAAGAAAGAAAUGCCCUUUCCACCUGGAGAACUGUUCAUGCUGAAUGUAGAAGUCCAUGAGAAGGAAUAUCAGGUAUUGGUGAAUGGAUCUCCUUUCUACAAUUUCACUCACAGACUGCCCCUAGGCCAGGUCAAUCAGCUACGAGUGGAUGGAGAUAUAACAGUGUCCAAUAUUUGCAUCUGCUCCAGGGACAGUGUCUAAUUGUGUGCCUUUUGAACCUCUGUGCAGAAAUCAAUAGAGAAGACGAAAUACUGAAUCCCAACAAUGGACAUCCUGAUAUCUGUCUGGAAAUCAGUAAAUCUGUAACAUAUAGUUAUGAGUGUUUGCACUUAUCCUGAUAAAGAUUUGUCUAGAUAAUAAAACCUGAUAAUAUUAAAAAGAUGUCUGUAUAUGAAUCUAGAAAUAAACAUGUCUUGAUAAUAUA